Molecule: messenger RNA, 1088 nt
Organism: Hyposmocoma kahamanoa
Lineage: Eukaryota; Metazoa; Arthropoda; Insecta; Lepidoptera; Cosmopterigidae
Exons: 2
Coding region: 176-1054 (292 amino acids)
Source: RefSeq, a predicted model, not a curated record
CGCGUCACUACAUCGUUCGCAAAGAUCAGUUGCUAUCCGCUUUUUGAGUAAAAUGUACGUUUAAAUGUACGUGCAGUUUUUUUUCAAACGGACUUCACUUCUCGGAUCUCCACAUUAUUAUCAUCAGUAUCUAUAAAUAUUUAAUGUUUGUGUUAAUUUGCGCAGUGAAACCAAGAUGGCGUCAAAACAGUCGAUGGACGACGAAAUGGCGCGUCCAAGCACGAGUAAAUCCAGAACGAAUGAUCCUCUUCAAAUAGAAACUUUACAGCUAAUUUCGAGGGUUUUGGAAAAAUGUGAGUCAGAAAAACAUUAUAGUAACAAACGCACCGAUUUAUCUAAUCCGAGUGAUCCAUUGAAACGAGCGCAAUAUUUUACUGGUUUGCAUCCAAGUUAUUUGCAGAAAAUAAAAGAAGAUCAAUCAAUCCAAUUUACGACUUAUUACGAUGAUUAUGAUGUAACAAAUUUCGAAAAAUGGCUGCAAUUGAAACUAUUCCGUUCUGUAAAACCUGGAAAUGUAAUUGUUUUAAGAAACAAGAAACACGUAAACAAGGAAUUGCUGGAAAAACCAACAUUGAACAGUUUGAAAGUUGAAAUGAAAGACUGGCUUGACUUUUACAAUGUCCCGUACGAAGAAAACAUGUCUAAAAUUGAACUUUACACGUUAGUUGAAAAAUUUACAAACAAUAUCGAUAAAUUAUAUAAAAUCGAUAAUAUUGCGAAGACAUUUGGGGUCGAAAUAUUACGACUGCCUAAUAGCGUAAGUGAUUUGUCGCCUGCUCAUACGGGGGUAUAUAUGCUCAUACAGAAAAAUGUAACAAGACAGAAAGAUUUCCAACAUUUUUUGCAAUCGUUUCAAGAUAUUGUAAGCACAGUCGACAAGGAGUACUUACAAAGUUGUGACGAACAUGUAGCUGUAGAAGAAAGGGUGACUUUAAAGACUGAUAUGAAACUAGAUGAAAUAAUGGAUAAUAUUGUUGACGUUAUGAAGAAAACCAAAUUCGACGAGAGUUUGGCAGAAGAUUCUGAUUUACCUGACUGUAGCGAUUCGGAAUAGCGUUUUAUAAUUAAGUUACUUACUUACAAAGAUG